This is a messenger RNA of Sus scrofa (pig), 7044 nucleotides long. NCBI's taxonomy places the organism in Eukaryota, Metazoa, Chordata, Mammalia, Artiodactyla, Suidae. The record is from RefSeq and is a predicted model, not a curated record.
GAGCCAGCAGAGCUCCGGGAGCCGGGAGGCUGGCGCGGGUUGGGCCGUCCGGUCUGGGGAGCCAGCGUUUUUCGGCCGCAGAAGUCGGUACGAAAGCCUGCUGUCUGUGUCAUACUUCUGUUGGAGGAUGGAGGGGAUGGAAGGUGUCCAUUGAAUUGAGAUGAUACCUUAAGACUGAAAAACAAGCUGUGCCUGUCGAAGUUCCUGGGAUCUUAAGCAUACCACAGCAGCAACCCAAACCACUGCAGUGACAAUGCCAGAUCCUUAAUCUGCUGUGCCACAAGAGAACUCCCGAGGACAUUUUCUUGCAAAGAAACCAAGAGCCUUCACAGUGUGUGCUGGGCUUACAGCCUGUCUCUUGCCAGUUACAUCUGAUGUCCCAGCAAAUGGCAUUGUCUCCAGCAGUGCUGAGAAGAUAAUCCUGAGGAUCCAGCAGUGAUAUAUACAGCUAAUGCAGACUGGGUUGCACUCUGCUGGGUAGACCUUGAACAGGAGUGAUGCCUCCAGGCAGGUGGUAUGCUGUCCAUCCAGCUCAGGCCAAGGCUUCAAGGGAGCGAGGACGCCUUCAGAUGGUAAAGAAGGAAGAAGAGGAUGAAGACUACACUUCAGUGCCGGCUACCAGGCCGCAGACACUUAAUCGUCCUGGCCAGGAGCUGUUCCGCCAGCUCUUCAGGCAGCUUCGCUACCAUGAGUCUUCUGGGCCCCUAGAGACUCUGAGCCGGCUCCGAGAGCUCUGCCGCUGGUGGCUGAGGCCAGACGUUCUCUCGAAGGCCCAGAUCCUAGAGCUCCUGGUGCUGGAGCAGUUCUUGAGCAUCCUGCCAGGGGAACUCCGGACCUGGGUGCAGCUGCAUCAUCCUGAGAGUGGUGGGGAGGCUGUGGCCUUGCUGGAAGAGCUACAGAGGGACUUCGAUGGGUCACCGUGGAGGGACCCGGCCCCUGCCCAGAGCCCAGAUGUGCAUUGGAUGGGCACAGGUGCCCUGCAAGCCACACAGAUAUGGCCCCCUGCUUCACCUCUCAGGAGCGGCUCGGCUCUGGGGGACCACCUGCAGCCUCCCUGUGAAAUAGGAGUGCGUGACUUCCUGGCUGGGCAACCCGAUUCUCCUGCCGCACAGGUGCCUACCCUUUCCCAGAGAGAAGGAUGCCCAGGAGACCAGGUGACAGCCCAGCCUCAGGAGGCUUUGACAUUCAAGGAUGUGGAGGUGACUUUCUCCCAGGAUGAGUGGGGGUGGCUGGACGCUUCUCAGAGGAACCUGUACAGGGAUGUGAUGCUUGAGAACUACGGGAACAUAGCCUCUCUGAUGGGGCCAUUCACCAAACCUGCCCUGAUCUCCUGGUUAGAGACAAGGGAGCCGUGGGUCCUGAAUGUUCAGGGAGCUCAGCCUGAGGGGAAUCCAGGUGCUGACGUUGCAGGAGGGGAGCUCCAUAUGAAAACCAAAAAGUUCAACUUAAAACAUGAACCUUUGAAAGAAGCAGUCACCUUAGCCAUUCCAUCAGGGUGUCAUGGUUCAGCGAACAUUUCUAAGGAAACAGGGCUCAGAGAACCUUCUGAACAGAAGAGCAGAUUAAAGGAGCCAUGUGGAAACCCUGUACAAGUGAAAGUUGAGAAAGAAGAGACUGAUUCCAGCCAUGGGACAGGAAAAGACUGUGAAGACUCGGGAAGGAGCAAUAGUCUUCAUCUAAAACAUACUAUGUAUUUGAGAGGGCCCAGAAGAAAACAGUCCCUCAAACAUGGCUGUGGCAGACACUUCAGAGGGAGUUCAUACCACUGUGAGUACAAGGAGUAUGGAAAAGGGCUCAGAUGCUUGCUUGGCGGGUUCAGUCUGCAUCAGAGGAUUCACGCUGGCCUGAAAGGGAAACCAAAGGAUGCUCAUGGGAAGGACUUCAGCCUCAGCUCUCAUCACCAACAUGCGCAGAAUCGUCAUGUGGUGGGGAUGUCCUAUAAGUGUGGUGACUGUGGGAGGACCUUCAGUCACAGCUCCCAUCUUACAUGUCAUCAGAGACUUCACACUCAAGAGAAACCAUUUAAAUGUAGGGCGUGUGGGAAAGCCUUCAGGUGGAGUUCGAACCGUGCGCGACAUGAGAAAAUUCACACUGGAUUGAAGCCUUAUAAAUGCAAUUUAUGUGACAAAGCUUUCCGACGCAUGUCUGCCUACCGUCUGCAUCAGGAAACUCAUGCUAAGCAGAAAUGUCUUGAAUCUAAUCAGUAUGAAGAAGCUCUCUCCUGUGGCUCAGAGUUUGAGCGUCAUUUGGGAGACCAAACUGGGGAGAAACUCUUUGACUGCAGCCAGUGCAGAAAAUCCUUCCACUGUAAAUCAUAUAUUCUUGAACAUCAAAGGAUUCACACCCAGGAGAAGCCCUAUAAGUGCACCAAAUGUAGGAAAACAUUUAGGUGGCGGUCCAACUUCACUCGUCACAUGAGACUGCACCAGGAAGAGACGUUCUAUGAUCAAGACGAGUGUAGAGAAGACUUCAGGCAGACCCCCAACGACAGUCAGCCUCAGAGGGCCCCCACUGUGGAGAACUCUUUUUCGUGUCAGCAGUGUGGGAAAACUUUUACUCAAAAGAAAUCUCUCAUUGAUCAUCAGAGAAGUCACUCAGGUGAAAAAUCAUACUGGUGCAGUGAAUGUGCAAAAGAGUUUACUCACAGGUCCACCUUUGUUGUUCAUAAGAAGCAGCACACCUUUAAAAGAGAACCUGAGGAUGCGCCACCGUUGAGUCAGGACAGAGCAUUCCAAGUCCCCCAGAGCAGUCACACUACAGAGGAACCCUGCACAUGCAGCCAGUGUGGAAGAGCCUUCCGGAACCACUCAAUUCUCCUCAUCCAUCAGAGAGUUCACACCAGAGAGAAGCCGUAUAAGUGCAUGGAGUGUGGGAAGUCUUUCCGUUGGAGUUCGAACCUCUCCCAACACCAGAGGGUUCACUCUUUGGAAAAACCAUAUAUGUACCGUGAAAGGGAAGACCCUCCAAAUCUGCAGUCACAGAUCCUCACUGGUGAGAAACCUUUCUGGUGCCAAGAAUGUGGGAAAACCUUUACACGUAAAAGAAGCCUUAUAGAUCACAAGGGGAUACACAGUGGAGAGAAGCGCUAUAAAUGUAACCUGUGUGGGAAAUCUUAUGACAGAAAUCACCGCCUUGUUAAUCAUCAGAGAAUCCACACGAAGGAGAGACCUUUUAAAUGUCAGUGGUGUGGGAAAGAUUUCAUUGGAAGACACACCCUCUGUGUUCAUCAGAGAAAACACACCUCAGUGGCCCAGUCUGAAUGCAGUGUGGCUGGGCUGUCUUCCCGCCAGGAUUCAAGGGUGAGUUUGCAGGAAUUAAAACCAAGGGAGGAGAAGCCCCUUGAAGACUGUAAGGAAGCUUGUGAUCAGAGGUCUGGGCUCACUGGACUUGAGGACGUCCCCAUUGGGGGAAAGUGCCACAAAUGUAGCACGUGUGGGAAAACUUUUAACAAGAGCUCACAACUCAUUAGCCACAAGAGAUUUCAUACUCGAGAGAGGCCCUUCAAAUGCAGAGAGUGUGGGAAGACCUUCAGGUGGUCUUCAAAUCUGGCUCGGCAUAUGAAAAGCCAUGUUAGAGAUUAGCUUGGGGCCAGACAACAGCGGGUGGAGGGUGGGGAGAGUAUCCUUGAUGGUAGGCAGCUUGGUGCACACCUUCACAAAGGACCCAGCCCUUUCUAUUUUGGAAGGUAGUGGCAGAGAAUACUGAGGAUUCAAAAACUCGAGGCAUUCCCAUCCUUCAGCUGGAAAAUUAGAUGCUGGCGAAGAGCAGCCAGCCAUGUUCCAGAAGGAGAUUUGGCUCCCUCGGAGUGUCCUUUGUGCAGUGACCUGGAGCUCCCCCAACCAGAUCUCCUCCUUCGACUCUAAAGGGAGAGACCAUUGCCCUUUGUGGUUUGACAGAAUAUCUGUGGUGUGAUGGGCUGUGGCUGCUGGGAACGGGCCAAUUGGAUCCUAAGUUUCCCUUUGAGUUUGGCCUGUGAUGGUGCCUGUUCUGUUGAACCUUAAAAGCACCACCAGCAGCAAGAACUCCUGGUCUUCCUAGAUGCCUCCUGAGGAGUUCUGCCUGUGGCUGCAGCCUUCACAGUUGGCUUUGGCUACUUGUCAUGGGCAUAGAGCUGUCUUAGCUGUGAGCGGCAGAGAAAAGGAUGCCCAGCUUGAUUACCUGGAGAGUGGAACUCCGUCACUGCCCCAUUGUCAUCUACACCCCACAGUUCUACACAGAAAUCUGCCAAGCUCUUCCCUUAUGCCAGGCAUUGUCCUCUGUGCCAGAGACCCAGCAGUGACCAGAACAGAAAAGCCUGCCAUCUUGGACCUUAACCAACAAUAAACAAAUGAAAUACAUGUAGUAUUUUGGCUGGUGACAUGUGUUAUGGACAAAUGAAUAAUGAAUCAGAAUGGAGUGAGAGGGAGUGCUGGAUUGGGAGGUGGGUUGAGAAUUUAAAUAGGCUGGUCAGGGAGGGCCUCAGCUGAAGAGGUGAGAUUUGAACAAAGACCUCAAGGUGAUGAUGGAGUGAGUCCUAUUGGUCUCUAGAUCCCACACAGGACCCUUCACAGGAGGGAGGGUCUUAGCUGGUUUCCUUAAGGAAUGGCAGGUAGGCCCUUGAGCUGGAGUGGAAUGAGCUGGCUGGAAGUGAGGGGUCCAGAAAGGUGGUAGGCUCAGCCGUGUGAGCAUUAUGGGUCCUCGCUGGGCUCCACUGCCUCAAAGGGAGGUAGAGAGCAUUUGGACAGUUUUGAGUUGAGUAUUGUGAUCUGAAUCUGAACCCUUAUAAAAUGUAAUUAAGAUUCAGAGUCUCACAUGUUGAGGCCCUAGGAUAAUGGGAAUGGCCUUGGAGUCAUCAGCUCUGCGUUCAAAGCUUCGUGUGUCUUUUCUUGGCAAGAUGAUCCUGAACAAGUCACUGAACAUCAGCAUCUGUUUCCUUGUGUAUAAAAUUAGAGUAACUGGCUGUACUACUUGACUCUUAGGAUUGGUGACAAGACUUGGUUUACUAAGGCUCUGGGUUAGGUGUCUGAUCUCUAGGACCUAAGCCCUCACAGAUCUGUAGCUCCUAUGUCAGUUGACACUACCACCACAGAAACAACCCUUUUCUGUCCAUAUUUUCAUCUCCCUAUUCCUUGUGCCACCUGGUACUUUGUAGAGUUCCUGCCCCAGUAAGGGUGUUUUUUACUUCCAUUUUUAUAAAAUGAUAUAUAUUUAUUUUUAAACAUUUAAGUCAAAUUUAAAAUGUAUAAAGAUUGAAGUAAAAAUCAACAGAAAACCCUCUACACUGAGGUGAGCCUUUAAUAUUUUGGGAUUGUACUGAUGCAGUCUGUUCAGUAACAGACUGAGUUUUUAAUUAUGUAUAUGUGAUUAUUAUAGAAAUAUUAGUAAAUACAGAUUAGCUAGAAGGAAAAGUCUGACUACUUGGAGCUAACUACUAAACGCUUUGGUGUAAUCAGUGCUGAAUUUAACUUCAUUGCCCCUGGACUGGCUUGCCUUGUGCUGUCUCUCUUCACCCAGAAUGCCACAACCCUGUCCAGGUCCUUACUCUUUAAGGUUCAGCCUUCCUUGACCCUUGUCCCUCUAAGCCCUCUCCCCUGGCCACACCUCUCCUGGUGCCUGUUUAUUGCUCUGUUAGGUGUUGCAGGGUUUCCAAAAGUUAUGUCCACCACUGCAGCCAGACUGAGUCCUCUGGAUGCCAGGUUUGGUGCUUAUUUGUCCUUUUGCUGGGCAGGGUAGAUUUUGCACAGUUUCCUCUCUUAAGGAAGGUAGAACUGAACUUCGUUUGGCUAAAUCAGGAUUAGAGGUUUUUGAAGGGGUCCUUGAGUGAAAUGUUGACUGGGGACCACCCACAAGUACACUUGCUCCUUGGGAGCCCAGCCAUUGGUGGUUCUAAGCAUUGGGCACCCAGUUUCUGAUGACCCCAGCCACCUUGCUCAUCUCGUACCCCAGGCUGACCUGGAGAGCAUAGCCCUUCUUCCAACACUGCCUCACCUUCUCUCCACUCCCUGGGGGGAACUGAAGUUAAGGCUGGCAGGAGCAAUGUGGGCUGGGACUCUGGAGAGGAGUGGAUAUCAGGAGGUCAUAAUAGGCAGAUGUUCACUGUGGUUGGUCUCACUUUGCUAACACAGACUGUCAGCCCAGACAGGCUUGUGCAGAGAAGCAAGCACAGGAAAUGUAAAUUCAUAUGGACCAUCUCACACCCAUGAAGUUGGCAAAAGCCCUCCUGUGGGUGAGUGUAUGAAACAUAGAAACUCAAUACUGUGGGAGUAGAAAUUGUGACAACUACUGUGCCAAGCAUUUUGCAAAAUCUUUUGAAGUUGUGUAUACUCUGAUCCAGCAGUUCUACUCCUGGAUAAACCCUAGAAUAACUCCAUGUGAAGAAGGAAAUGUGUAUAUGACUGUUCAUUGCAGUACUGUGUAGAUAGAAAGACUGGCAAAAGCCUAAAUUUCCAUCAACAGAAGCACAGGUAAAUGGGUUGUUUUUGCUACUUUGGGAAGUGACUAUGGAAGAGCUAGAGUUAGCUCUUUCAACACAGAUAAAUCAACAGUGAUGCUGAGAAAGUUGUGGACACUACAUAUGAUAUACCAUUUAUACAAAGUUAAAUGUACUGUGUAUCUGUGGGCACAUUGUUUAAACUUAUUUGUGUUUCACUUUUUCUGUAAAAUGAGAUAGUAGUGCCAACCUCACAGGGUGAUGGGGGGAGGGGGACAGUUAAUGAAUUAAUGCAUGUAAAGUGCUUCAGGUAGUGGCUGGCAUGUAAGCAUUGUUGGCAUACAGUAAACAGUGUUAUUGUUUUAUGCAAUAAUAUAUUUCCUGUGGAUUCAAAUUAUAUGAAGUGAAGAGUGAAGUCAUGUGUUGGAAUGAUAUGUGAAAGCCGUGCUCUGCCUUUCCAGAGCAGAAGUUGCUGAUGGAAUCAGGGAGGGUACAUGCAGGCUUCAGUUGUGUUUUAUUUCUUUUAAAAGGUUGAUGUAGAUGGGGUCAGCAUGUGGAUUUAAUGGGAUCUGUGGUUGGUUCUUUUUUAACUGAUUGCUUAAAAUAUCUCAAAAUAAAAAUAUUUUUAAGCAUGA